Molecule: messenger RNA, 2945 nt
Organism: Oncorhynchus masou masou (cherry salmon)
Lineage: Eukaryota; Metazoa; Chordata; Actinopteri; Salmoniformes; Salmonidae
Product: noelin
Exons: 6
Coding region: 1089-2549 (486 amino acids)
Biological process (GO): signal transduction
Source: RefSeq, a predicted model, not a curated record
AGAUUAUUAAAAACAAAUGUAUGUAACUCAUGAAAGAGAAAAUAAACAGAAAUAUAUAGUUUUUAAAGCUUAUCUUGUUUUUGUUUUUAAACACAAUACUAGGCUACAGUACCUGACAGACGGACGUGCAAUACCAUUCGUAACGACAAGGUGGCGGAAUGUCCCUCGAUAUCCCUGGACCUGGUUGGUUAAAACAGGUCAAGAACAGAGCAUUAACUGCAUUUCAGUACAGAUGUUGAAUAUCUCAUUAUUGCGCCACGGACCUUGUACAAGCUUUAUGUUGAAUCUGAUGCUGAUUCAAAUGUCUACGAUUAAUCAGAUUUACUGUCAAACACUUACGUAGAUUAUGAAUUGUCUACAUGGUUUUUCUGUGAAUGACAAUCAAAAUCCGGCACUUCUUUAUUGGAUUAAAUGGGACUCGUAGGCUACCUUGUUUUCUAUGGCAAAAAAAAAUGUGGCUGGUGGUUUCAAUGUGAUUGGAUUAUUACAGUUCUUGUCCCCAGUCAUCAAACCACCGUUAUUAAAGUAGCCAACAUACACAAUUACGCUAUCCAGUCUGAAAAUGUCGUUUAGGUUCGUGUUGUCUCCAUUGCGUUUGCAGGGUUUCAUACUUAAAUUGAAUCUAUCACACAAUUGACUUCAAUUUCUGGAGUUAUGCUAUUUAGAUAUUGUUUUCCUGUCAUGGCAUUUUCUUGUAUUUGGUGGCAAGGUACAUAGUCCUGUUUCGCUGUGGCAAGCGCCAAAGCGUGGCGCCAUGAAUUUCAUUUCAACGGAAAGCUGUUCUGUCCGUGCGCGGUGGGCGGGGGUAUUCAGCGAAUGGGAGAGGCGACUGAAUCCCUGUCAUCUUCUAAACUCGAAAGCGAUUGCGGGAGAACCACUUCACAUUUUCCAACAACUACAUUGAGCCAUCAUCAAAGUGGCUUUUGAAGAGAGCAGAAACCACCUGUCAGCCAAAGAUGUUCAAACCUAAACUCACCGCUGUUGCAGCCCUGCCGUUGCAUCCGAUGAUUGGCAAUGUGAAUUGUCUAGUUAGUUCUUCACUGGAAUGUGUACAAGGACAUUUUUGGUAAUACGACAAGAGCGCAGAUAUGUCGGUGCCUUUACUGAAGAUUGGAGUGGUGUUGAGCACGAUGGCUAUGAUUACUAACUGGAUGUCGCAGACGUUACCGUCCUUGGUGGGACUUAACACCAACAAGCUCUCGGUAUUAUCCGGAGGGACAGCGGACCGGAGCACCGGCGUGCUCCCAGCCAACCCUGAGGAGUCAUGGCAGGUUUACAGCUCAGCCCAGGACACGGAGGGCCGCUGUGUCUGCACUGUGGUGGCGCCUCAACAGUCCAUGUGCUCGCGGGACGCCAGGACCAAACAGCUCCGACAGCUGCUAGAAAAAGUCCAGAACAUGACCCAGUCUAUCCAGGUGCUAGACCAGCGGACCCAGAGAGACCUGCAGUACGUGGAGAGGAUGGAGGUCCAGCUGAAAGGUCUGGAGACCAAGUUUAAACAGGUGGAGGAGAACCACAAGCAGAACAUUGCCAGGCAAUACAAGGCAAUAAAAGCGAAAAUGGAGGAACUUAGGCCAUUGAUACCAGUGUUGGAGGAGUACAAAGCCGAUGCAAAAUUGGUAUUGCGGUUUAAAGAGGAGCUCCAGAAUCUGACGUCUGUGCUAAACGAACUCCAGGAGGAGAUCGGCGCCUAUGACUACGAGGAGCUACAAAACAGAGUGUCAAAUCUUGAAGAGAGGCUUCGUGCAUGCAUGCAAAAAUUAGCAUGUGGGAAGCUGACAGGGAUCAGUGAUCCAAUUACCAUUAAGACGUCUGGAUCAAGGUUUGGAUCCUGGAUGACUGACCCCCUGGCUCCUGAAGAUGACACUAGGGUGUGGUACAUGGAUGGCUACCACAACAACCGAUUUGUGCGGGAGUACAAGUCCAUCUACGACUUCAUGAAUUCCGACAACUUUACAUCUCACCGCCUCCCCCACCCGUGGUCAGGCACUGGCCAGGUGGUCUACAACGGCUCCAUUUACUUCAACAAGUUCCAGAGCCACACCAUCAUCAAGUUUGACUUCAAGACCUCCGUCAUCAGCAAGUCACGCCAGCUGGACUACGCUGGCUACAACAACAUGUACCACUACUCCUGGGGCGGCCACUCAGACAUUGACCUCAUGGUGGACGAGGGCGGACUCUGGGCCGUUUACGCCACCAAUCAGAACGCAGGGAACAUUGUCAUCAGUAAACUGAACCCCAACACCCUGCAGAUCAUCAAGAGCUGGACUACCAACCACCCCAAGAGGAGCGCAGGAGAGGCCUUCAUGAUAUGUGGCACGCUGUAUGUCACCAAUGGCUACUCCGGUGGGACCAAGGUCUAUUAUGCCUUCAGCACCAACUCGUCCACCUACGAGUACAUUGACAUACCGUUCCAGAAUAAGUACUCUCAUAUCUCCAUGCUGGACUAUAACCCUAAAGACAGAGCACUGUACGCAUGGAAUAACGGUCACCAGGUGCUUUACAAUGUCACCUUGUUCCACGUCAUUCGGUCAGAGCAGGAGCAGUAGAUAGCUAGCCAUGCUGUUACCUUCUCAGUCACCGAUAGACCUGGGUUCAAAUACUAUUGGAUAACUUUCAAAUACUUUUAACAUUUGCAGCAGCCUGCCUGGAGUGCCAGAUGGGCAGGGUUUGCAGUUUUGCAACAAUUGUAUUAAUUCCAUUAUACCAGGCAAACCUAAUCAAGCCAGGCUAAAUCAAGCAAAUUUGAACCCAGGUCUGGUCCACGGAUGCUUCAAAGUAAAGGAGAUACUAUAUGUACAGUGCCUUGCGAAAGUAUUAGGCCCCCUUGAACUCUGCGACCUUUUGCCACAUUUCAGGCUUCAAACAUAAAGAUAUAAAACUGUAUUUUUUUGUGAAGAAUCAACAACAAGUGGGACACAAUCAUGAAGUGGAAUGACAUUUAU